Phodopus roborovskii (desert hamster) is the source of this 2408-nucleotide messenger RNA. RefSeq names its product RNA binding motif single stranded interacting protein 3 (gene Rbms3). Bases 489 to 2099 code for a protein of 536 amino acids. The transcript has 16 exons. NCBI's taxonomy places the organism in Eukaryota, Metazoa, Chordata, Mammalia, Rodentia, Cricetidae. Gene Ontology annotation, molecular function: poly(U) RNA binding; mRNA 3'-UTR binding; poly(A) binding. Gene Ontology annotation, cellular component: ribonucleoprotein complex; nucleus; cytosol. The record is from RefSeq and is a predicted model, not a curated record.
CGCCAGGCAAAUCCGGCCCAUCUGGUUUGUUCUUCCAGUAACUUUGUUCAGAAGGCUGGAAGGGAGCUGGAACACCCAGGGGGCCCCCGGGAGACGCCAGAUGAUCAAGGAUCGCGGAUCCGGGAUCGAGGAUAAGGAGAACAAGUCCCUGGGGCUGUCCCCAGGGCUGGCUGGGGCGCGCGGCUGGGAGGCGCCCUGCCACCGCCAGGAUGCGCUCGGUGUAGCGGGACUGCCAGGGGGCUCCUGAAGGCCAGCGCUCCAAGGACACGCGGCCACCGGCUCCUCGCCAGCUCCCGGGCCCAGACGCCCCGCAGCGCCGGAGCCGAGCCGAGCCGCGGGGAGUGCGGGCGAAGGGUGGCAGGAGGGAGGGCGCGCGCGAGGCGGCCCCUCCUCGGCGAGCCAUGCGUGCCACGGGCCGCUGAGGAGCCGCCGGGCGCCGCUGCCAAGUCUCCGCUCCGCUUUUGUCUUGCCCUCCAGUGAAUGGGAAGAUGGAGAUGGAUGUGGAGGGAGUUUCUCCGCGCCCGGAGCCCAUCCCCCGCUCCCAGGGGGCUGGCGGAGCCUGCCAGGCGCCGCCACAGCCGCCCCAGCCCCAGCCGCAGCCCCAGCAGCAGCUGGCUCAGGAUGAAGUGCCCUGCGAGAGUGCGGGCGCGGAGGACAGCGACGAUCCGGAGGCGAGACCCACCGGCGACAGGGGGGAGAGCAAGUCUAACUCGACAGUGAGAGCCUAUCAAACUAGCAAGUCCCGAGUGACCAUGAGCCCUGGCUUCAGCUCCCAAUGGAGCAGCAGCCAGCCUGCCUGGAACACGUACUCCUUCCCAAGAGCAAGCUUGUACUACCAGUCUCAUGCCAGCUACACCUACUGCGCUGGCCACCCUGCGCAGUCCUAUGCACCAGCUCCCCACCCCAUGGCUCCUCCCAGCCCCAGCACGAACAGCAGCAGCAACAGCAGUGGAGAGCAGUUGAGUAAGACGAACCUGUACAUCCGAGGCCUUCCACCGGGCACCACCGACCAGGACCUCAUCAAGCUAUGUCAACCGUAUGGAAAAAUUGUAUCCACGAAGGCAAUUCUUGACAAGAAUACGAAUCAAUGCAAAGGUUAUGGUUUUGUAGACUUUGAUAGUCCUGCAGCCGCACAGAAAGCAGUGGCGUCCUUGAAGGCAAAUGGUGUGCAAGCACAGAUGGCCAAGCAACAAGAACAAGACCCCACAAAUCUAUACAUCUCAAAUCUCCCCAUCUCUAUGGAUGAGCAGGAGCUGGAGAACAUGCUCAAGCCCUUUGGACAUGUGAUAUCCACCAGAAUCCUGAGAGAUGCUAACGGAGUCAGCAGGGGCGUUGGCUUUGCCAGAAUGGAGUCUACCGAAAAAUGUGAAGUUGUAAUUCAACAUUUUAAUGGAAAAUAUCUGAAAACACCACCAGGCAUCCCAGCCCCCAGUGAGCCUUUACUGUGCAAAUUCGCUGAUGGGGGACAAAAGAAGAGGCAGAAUCAGAGCAAGUACACCCAGAACGGGAGGCCAUGGCCCAGAGAAGGAGAGGCUGGCAUGGCUCUGACCUAUGAUCCCACAGCCGCCCUACAGAAUGGAUUCUAUUCCUCGCCGUACAGUCUCGCAACCAACCGCAUGAUCCCACAGACAUCUAUCACGCCAUUCAUUGCCGCCUCCCCUGUCUCCACAUACCAGGUCCAGAGCACUUCAUGGACGCCUCAUCUGCCAUACAUUAUGCAACCAACAGGUGCUGUGAUCACACCCACCAUGGACCACCCCAUGUCAAUGCAGCCAGCAAACAUCGUGGGCCCGCUAACACAGCAGAUGAACCAUCUUUCCCUGGGGACAGCAGGAACGAUUCAGUCCCAAGACAGAAUUAUGGUACUUCACCAGCUGUUGUGUCAGUAUAUGACCGCUGCUCCUAUGCAAGGGACCUACAUUCCCCAGUACACGCCUGUGCCUCCGACAGCUGUUUCUAUUGAAGGUGUUGUUGCUGAUACCUCUCCCCAGACGGUGGCCCCUUCAUCCCAGGACAGCAGUGGUCAGCAGCAACAGUUAACAGUGGACACACCCAAUGAACACGCACCUGCAUACUCUUUCCAACAAUCCAAACCAUAGACAGAAGCGAAGCUGUCCAUCUGAACCCUUACCUUCAAUGAAGAAACUUCACUGGGCAAGAAGUUGGUUGGCCUCCAGUUUGCACAGGCGCCAAGGGAAAACUUUCUUCUUCUUUUAUUUUUUUAUUUUAUACUUUACUCAAAGAAAACAAAGUUUUUAUGUGCUGUGCAAAUGGUUUCUUCGAGUGGUCUGACACUUAUUUUUGUCAUUUUUUUUUUAAGGGAAAACAAAUCCCAGAAAAGGGGGGUGGGGAUAAACAUCAAAGUUGAUGUUUUCUGUGGAAGAACAUUUGAAUUCAGAAUUUGCCAG